Dichotomopilus funicola is the source of this 172-nucleotide messenger RNA. RefSeq lists its product as uncharacterized. Lineage: Eukaryota; Fungi; Ascomycota; Sordariomycetes; Sordariales; Chaetomiaceae. The record is from RefSeq and is a predicted model, not a curated record. The annotation marks the transcript as partial. The transcript is spliced from 2 exons.
AUGCGCUUUUCCGCCCUUCUCAUCGCCGCCAUGGCUGCCAUCGGCGUUCAAGCAACCUGCGUUGCUUACGCCAACAACGGCAAGAAAUGCACUUUCUACAACCCUGUUCUCAUCCAUGAGUGCCGCCGUGGCCACCGUGAGAUUCUCUGCUGCAGCAGUGUGCAUUGCGAGU